UUAAGAAGUUUUAGGGGAGUUUUAUCUAAAAGAACAUGCUGAAAUGUGCGACGAAUAAAGGAUAAAGGGCAACACUAUUUUGUCUGUUGUUAUCAUGUUACACGUUUAAGAACGACGAAGUCACAAUGAUACCACUAUCAGUAGAGAUUAAUACUAUGCCCAGUUGUUCCGGCAGCGCGGCUUCAUCGGACGAGAAACAGCAGCCGAGCUCUAAUAGCACCGAAGCUUGGACAAGAAGUUCUCAAAACGAAACACAGCCAGAAAAAGACUGCCAUUGCUUAGUCCCGUACGAUGAAAUUCCAGACUGGUACCAGGAUAACCCGUAUAUCCGACGUGGCUACCGACCCGUGUCUCACUCGGCACGGGUCUGUUUUGGAAGUUGGCUGUAUCUACACAAUGAGACAGUGAACAUAUAUACGCAUCUGGUACCAGCAGCAGCUCUGCUCAUAAGUGGCCUAGCCUACCUAUUCUCACGCCUGCAACACCGUAGUAGCGACGACGCCGGUGUCGUUGCGGUGCUAUUGCUUUCCGCAUCAGCAUGCCUCGGCCUCUCCGGAGCAUACCAUACCCUAAUGUGCCAUUCGCAAGAAGUUGAGGCUCUAUGGUUACGUCUCGAUUUCGUCGGUAUCAUCUUGCUAAUAUUAGGGUCCUUCAUCUCGGGUAUCUACGUCAGUUUCUGGUGCGAGUCUUUGGAAAGGAAGAUGUAUUGGUCCAUGGCAAGUAAUGACUUUUUUUUUUUCCCUUUUUUCCUUUUUUUCCCUUUUUCCCCCGACUACCCCUAGGCCCAAUGGAUGCGAGUGGAUAACAGGCAACCUAUAUAUGAUUUAACUUUCUUACACGGGAUUUGACUGACGCGUUAUUGUUGUACUGGUUCACAGAUUGGGUCUCUUUCUGCGAUAUCUAUCAUUAUUGUAUUAGCGCCAACGUUUCAGGGCCCAAGAUG
This is a messenger RNA of Daldinia caldariorum, 943 nucleotides long. RefSeq names its product hemolysin-III related-domain-containing protein. Gene Ontology annotation, molecular function: signaling receptor activity. Bases 126 to 782 code for a protein of 218 amino acids. NCBI's taxonomy places the organism in Eukaryota, Fungi, Ascomycota, Sordariomycetes, Xylariales, Hypoxylaceae. Gene Ontology annotation, cellular component: membrane. The record is from RefSeq and is a predicted model, not a curated record. The transcript has a single exon.